Cicer arietinum (chickpea) is the source of this 1570-nucleotide messenger RNA. RefSeq lists its product as uncharacterized. Gene Ontology annotation, molecular function: calcium ion binding. Gene Ontology annotation, cellular component: endoplasmic reticulum. The record is from RefSeq and is a predicted model, not a curated record. NCBI's taxonomy places the organism in Eukaryota, Viridiplantae, Streptophyta, Magnoliopsida, Fabales, Fabaceae.
UUUAAAAAUAAUUGAGAGAAUAAACGGAUUGGAGAUUUUCUAUUGGUCCAUUUAUUUGCCUUUUGCUUCCGUUGAAUUUCUGGCUUAAAAGUGGAAAGGUGUUCUAGACUCGUAGAAGCGUGUUUCAGUUUUCUUCUGUUACCUCUGCCACUGUCACUGCAAUCCCUCCUCCCUUAUAAAUAGUGAGAAUUAAGAUCACGCACAGAAAUCCGGAACGCAACAAUGGAUAGAGAAUCCAUAAUUGUUUACGCAAUUGGAGCAAUUGUGAUUUUCUUUCUCCUCAUCCAUUCACCAAAUAACAACAACCGCCACCACCACCACCGCCUCUUGCUCCACCGUGAUGAAAACCAAGAAUCGAACACUAACCAUUCACACACAUCUGAAGAGUGGGACGAAAACUUAAAUGUAACUGACACGAUUGUACGUAUAUUCCCGGAAAUCGAUGCGGACCCCACAGAUCAGUUUGUGGACCUCCACGAAUUAACUGAAUGGAACUUCGAGCAUGUUCAAAGAGAAGUAUUGAAUCGAAGUCAGAGGGAAAUGAACAUUCACGACAAGAACCACGACGGUUAUCUUUCCUUCUCCGAAUACGGUCCUCCAACGCCAGAUGGUUCUUUUGGUUAUGAUUUGAGGUUGUCGGAAGAGGAGCAUUUUAAUGCAUCCGAUGCAGACGGAGAUGGUUUUCUAAACUUAGCCGAGUUCAAUGACUUUCUUCAUCCUGCUGACAACAACAGCUCAAAGAUUAAAGAAUGGCUUUCCAAGGUGGAUGUCAGGGAAAGUGAUACGGACAGAGAUGGGAAGGUCAGUUUUAAAGAAUUCUUUUAUGGCCUUUUUGAUUCGGUAAGAUACUAUGAUGCGGAGAGUUACAAUGAUCUACAUCAAUCUGAUGACUCAACGGAUGCUUCAGCCAGAGCUUUGUUUUCUCAGCUUGACAAAGAUCACGACGGGUCUUUGUCAGAUAAUGAGCUGCUGCCUAUAAUUGGGAAAUUGCAUCCAUCUGGGCAUUAUUAUGCAAAGAAACAAGCAGAAUAUUUAAUUUCAUUGGCGGAAGUUGACAAAGAUGGGCGCCUCAAUUUGACUGAGAUGAUUGAGAAUGCAUAUAUAUUCUAUGAUGUUAUUUUCUACGAUGAUGAAGUUGAAUAUGACGAUUCCCCUGACGAGUUCUUUUAAGUUUAUGUUAGGAUGCACAUAAAAGUUUGGGGCAAUAUCACAGACAAAGAGUCAAUAUUUGAAGAACAUAAACAGAGUUAUAAAUUUACAUAGCAAGUUAAAUACAAAAUAUUAAAAUUAUACAGAUGAGCAGAAAAAAAAUCGGCUACGGUUUCUGUUUUUGUUUAAUAGAAGGUAAAUUUUAGGUUGUGUUUGAAAAAUUGUAGAUAAGAUAUCUAGAAUUUUUCAAAUGCAACCUAGACCUCAUCUUUUAGUAGAAAGAUAGUUCCGACUGCUAUAUAAGACUCUUGAAUGAUGUACACGGUGACCUUGCCACGUUGAUAUCUGAUUUGUGAAUUGUAAUAAUUUUACUUUUUAUAUAUCAUCACAGUUAUAGUUGAAAUGAAUUAAUUUUGCUUUA